Molecule: messenger RNA, 3101 nt
Organism: Esox lucius (northern pike)
Lineage: Eukaryota; Metazoa; Chordata; Actinopteri; Esociformes; Esocidae
Product: carbohydrate sulfotransferase 8
Exons: 5
Coding region: 748-2070 (440 amino acids)
Biological process (GO): carbohydrate biosynthetic process; proteoglycan biosynthetic process
Cellular component (GO): membrane
Molecular function (GO): sulfotransferase activity
Source: RefSeq, a predicted model, not a curated record
CUGCAGUUAUCGUCACCGGCCGACACCUUGAUCUCAAACGCUAUUGCCACAUCUCCAGUUAAACUUAGGUUUGUCCCUGGCAUUGAGAGGCAUCGACUCGUGUUGAGGUCAGACAGAAACAACCGCUCCCAGUUACUGAGCUCGUGCUGUGAUACCGCGCGCACUGACUCAGCGAUGUAGCAUGUGUAGUCUGGUAAUAUUCAUAUUUUUGUCAAUCGGUUAAAUUACUACUCAGAACAUUUGCGUUAAAAACUCAAUGUAGUUAACUCUGUGUUUUAGACUAUAUUUUUCUAGUGUUGCAACGGUUGCCUGGAAGCAAGAGAAGAGCAAAGCACUUCUCCUUGGAGACUUCCCGGGAUGCAAGACUCAAGCGCGAGACACAAGAGUGAAGCGCAAUACUGCUGUCUGAUUGGCGAAUAGUCCAUCGCUAUAUCUUUCACAUGUGAGUUCUAGGCUUCUCGACGGAACCCUAGCCAGGUCUUUUGAAACCAGGACAAGACCACGAUAUCUUAACUUGUAGAGAUAGUAGAUUAACAUUUGUCACGGGUUUUUUUUCGGGAAAGGCUUGUGAUUUUCGAAAGAUACGGUGGCCCUUUCCGUGGUGCUGAAGAUAGAAGGACUCUUAUCUUGGCGGAUCUACGGCUGAGGAGAUAUCGUACGCGAGCCUUCACUUUCUGCUCCUUAAUCAGCUUUAUGAUUUCAGAUACCUUCGCUAAGUUGGACACACGGAGUAAGAGCUGAAGCACCAUGCUGUGGCUCCAGUGUAGAGUAGUAGACGCUGUGCGUGGGAGGAGACGAAUGAGGGCCACGGCCGUCAAGUUACCCUGCUCCUUUUGGUUCCUCCUGCUGUUUGGCGCCGGAGGACUCGUCCUCUUCAUACACCUCCAGGAUCUAUCCGAGAUGGUCCAGCAGCAGGCUCCAGGUGUGAAGCUCAGAGGAACAGCUCGCGAUUCCAGAGAGGCUCUGUGUACUCAGGAGACAGAGGCCAUGAAAGCUGGCCCGGGGCAGAGGACGGUGGAGGGUCUCACCAGCCCCAUCUCUCCCAUGCAAUUCCCUGCCUUCGAGUGGACCAGGCAGUCAGCCACCCCUGGCUCCAGGGAACAGGACAUGGACUCCCUGCGUGUCACCAAGCGUCACAGGAAACUGCUGAAGACCAGCCCCGUGGUCUCCAGCCACUCCCACAACUCCUCGUCUUCCUCCGGUUUCCCAGGCUCUCCUCAGGAGAGGUGGCAGUGGCACCGGUUGUCCCACAUCCAGGAGGCUCGGCGCAGGCUGAUGAAGGAGGUCUGUGCCAAGUACAAGAGCAGCAUCUCACGGACGAUCACGCCUCAUCAUGUGUCCCGCAUCUACGUGGAGGACAAGUACAAGCUGCUCUACUGCGAGGUGCCCAAGGCCGGCUGCUCCAAUUGGAAGAGAAUCCUCAUGGUUCUGUCUGGCCUGGCCUCGUCCACGCAUGAGAUCAAACACGACGCUGUUCACUACGGUAACCAUCUCAAGAGACUGGAUAGCUUUGACCGGCAGGGCAUCACGCGGCGCCUGGAGACGUACACCAAAGUCCUGUUUGUCCGCGAGCCCCUGGAGAGGCUGGUGUCUGCAUUCAGGGACAAGUUCCAGAACCCCAACACCUACUAUCAUCCGGUGUUCGGGAAGCCCAUCAUCUCCAAGUACAGGGUUAACGCAUCCAAAGCAGCCCUCAGGACGGGCAGCGGAGUGACCUUCCAGGAGUUCAUGCAGUACCUGUUGGAUGUGCACCGGCCCGUGGGCAUGGACAUUCACUGGGAGCCCGCCAGCCAGCUCUGCAGCCCCUGUCUCCUGGACUACGACUUCAUUGGCAAGUUUGAGACCAUGGAGGAGGAGGCUAAUUUCUUACUGCGUAGGACUGGUGCACCUCAAAAUCUGACCUUCCCUAGUUUUAAAGACAGGAACCCUAAGGCUGAAAGAACUUCCACCCAUUUAACACACCGCUACUUUGCACAGCUCAGCACAUCGGAGAGACAGAGAGCUUAUGACUUCUAUUACAUGGACUAUCUUAUGUUUAACUACUCCAAACCUUUUAAAGAUUUGUAUUGAUCGAUUCUGGAUGCUGUUUUAGUCACCAGAAGUUUGCACAAUGUAAGGUUUCUCCCUUUUAAAAGUAUCACAAGAAGAUCAUCACUUGGAAAUGAUGCCUCGAAUAAGCCUGUCAGUGUGGUCCUUUACUAAAUACAGAUGCCAAACAUUGAACUUGCAAACAAUGUAUCCCUGCACACACACACACACACACACAAGAAGACAGUUCAGUACUUUAAAUGUGUAAAGUGAAAAUGGUGCCCACUCAUCCUCUUUUUAGCUUAGCGUAGCAAAUUGUUUUAGCUUCAAAAACACUGGCACAGACUGAGCCUAUGCUGCCACACUACUACUGAAGAGUGUGCCUGGGCGGUCCCAGUAGGGAAACACCUUCUAUGGGCGGUCCCAGUAGGGGAACACCCUCCAUGGGCGGUCCCAGUAGGGGAACACCCUCCAUGGGCGGUCCCAGUAGGGGAACACCAUCAAUUUAUCCCUGCAUCCUAUCUUACUUUACCACACCAUUUGCAUCCUACUAGCUAUAUGAAUAUCCUUAUCAUGCUUUUCUGAAUCUGAUAUUAAAAACUGUACAAAGGGCAUUCAAAUUAGUAUACAUAUAUAUAUUUUUCUAUGUAUUUCUAUAAUGGACAUAUUUAGUGCUUCUUUGUGUUUUUAUUUAAUUUCUGAUAUAAUUGAUUGUUCUUUCAGUAAUUCUAUGGUGUAUAAAGAAUAUCAGGCUCUCCUUAGUCCUCCUGGGUUCCACUGUACAUCAUACUCGUUUAAUUAAAACAAAAUGGUUACAUGGACCGAUACAAACUCAAAUCCCAUGUUUCCUCAAUCCCCCAAUAUGCUCCUGUACUAGAAUAUUGCGGUUCUGUUACGUAGAUAACUGAAACCAUCCUUUAUAUUGACAGUCACAAAGUGGGCUAAGCUAAUCUUUGUGUGUGUAUUUUUGUGAGUGGGAUGUGCGGGUCUAUGUGUAUAACCCCGUUUUCAAAAAAGUUGGGACGAUGUUUAAAAUGUAAAGAAAAACAGAAUGCAAUGAUGUGCAAAUCAUU